AGUCCACAGCUGUCACUAAUCGGGGUAAGCCUUGUUGUAUUUGCGCGUGUGGGUGGCAUUCUCAAUGAGAACUAGCUUCACUUGUCAUUUGAGUGAAAUCUACAACCCGAGGCGGCUAGUGCUCCCGCACUACUGGGAUCUGAGAUCUUCGGAGAUGACUGUCGCCCGCAGUACGGAGCCAGCAGAAGUCCGACCCUUCCUGGGAAUGGGCUGUACCGAGAGGUCCGACUAGCCCCAGGGUUUUAGUGAGAGGGGCAGUGGAACUCAGCGAGGGACUGAGAGCUUCACAGCAUGCACGAGUUUGAUGCCAGAGAAAAAGUCGGGAGAUAAAGGAGCCGCGUGUCACUAAAUUGCCGUCGCAGCCGCAGCCACUCAAGUGCCGGACUUGUGAGUACUCUGCGUCUCCAGUCCUCGGACAGAAGUUGGAGAACUCUCUUGGAGAACUCCCCCAGUUAGGAGACGAGAUCCCUACAAUUACUACUUUUUCUUGCGCUCCCCACUUGCCGCUCGCUGGGACAAACGACAGCCACAGUUCCCCUGACGACAGGAUGGAGGCCAAGGGCAGGAGCUGACCAGCGCCGCCCUCCCCCGCCCCCGACCCAGGAGGUGGAGAUCCCUCCGGUCCAGCCACAUUCAACACCCACUUUCUCCUCCCUCUGCGCCUAUAUUCCCGAAACCCCCUCCUCCUUCCCUUUUCCCUCCUCCCUGGAGACGGGGGAGGAGAAAAGGGGAGUCCAGUCGUCAUGACUGAGCUGAAGGCAAAGGGUCCCCGGGCUCCCCACGUGGCGGGCGGCCCGCCCUCCCCCGAGGUCGGAUCCCCACUGCUGUGUCGCCCAGCCGCAGGUCCGUACCCGGGGAGCCAGACCUCGGAUACCUUGCCUGAAGUUUCGGCCAUACCUAUCUCCCUGGACGGGCUACUCUUCCCUCGGCCCUGCCAGGGACAGGACCCCUCCGACGAAAAGACGCAGGACCAGCAGUCGCUGUCGGACGUGGAGGGCGCAUAUUCCAGAGCUGAAGCUACAAGGGGUGCUGGAGGCAGCAGUUCUAGUCCCCCAGAAAAGGACAGCGGACUGCUUGACAGUGUCUUGGAAACUCUGUUGGCGCCCUCAGGUCCCGGGCAGAGCCAACCCAGCCCUCCCGCCUGCGAGGUCACCAGCUCUUGGUGCCUGUUUGGCCCCGAACUUCCCGAAGAUCCACCGGCUGCCCCCGCCACCCAGGGGGUGUUGUCCCCGCUCAUGAGCCGGUCCGGGGGCAAGGCUGGAGACAGCUCCGGGACGGCAGCUGCCCAUAAGGUGCUGCCCCGGGGCCUGUCACCAUCCCGGCAGCUGCUGCUCCCGGUCUCUGGGAGCCCUCAUUGGUCCGGGGCCCCAGUGAAGCCGUCUCCGCAGCCAGCUGCGGUGGAGGUUGAGGAGGAGGAUGGCUCCGAGUCCGAGGAGUCUGCGGGUCCGCUUCUGAAGGGCAAACCUCGGGCUCUGGGUGGCGCGGCGGCUGGAGGAGGAGCCGCGGCUGUCCCGCCGGGGGCGGCAGCAGGAGGCGUCGCCCUGGUCCCCAAGGAAGAUUCCCGCUUCUCAGCGCCCAGGGUCGCCCUGGUGGAGCAGGACGCGCCGAUGGCGCCCGGGCGCUCCCCGCUGGCCACCACGGUGAUGGAUUUCAUCCACGUGCCUAUCCUGCCUCUCAAUCACGCCUUAUUGGCAGCCCGCACUCGGCAGCUGCUGGAAGACGAAAGUUACGACGGCGGGGCCGGGGCUGCCAGCGCCUUUGCCCCGCCGCGGAGUUCACCCUCUGCCUCGUCCACCCCGGUCGCUGUAGGCGACUUCCCCGACUGCGCGUACCCGCCCGACGCCGAGCCCAAGGACGACGCGUACCCUCUCUAUAGCGACUUCCAGCCGCCCGCUCUAAAGAUAAAGGAGGAGGAGGAAGGCGCGGAGGCCUCCGCGCGCUCCCCGCGUUCCUACCUUGUGGCCGGUGCCAACCCCGCAGCCUUCCCGGAUUUCCCGUUGGGGCCACCGCCCCCGCUGCCGCCGCGAGCGCCCCCAUCCAGACCCGGGGAAGCGGCGGUGACGGCCGCACCCGCCAGUGCCUCAGUCUCGUCCGCGUCCUCCUCGGGGUCGACCCUGGAGUGCAUCCUGUACAAAGCAGAGGGCGCGCCGCCCCAGCAGGGCCCGUUCGCGCCGCCGCCCUGCAAGGCGCCGGGCGCGAGCGGCUGCCUGCUCCCGCGGGACGGCCUGCCCUCCACCUCCGCCUCUGCCGCCGCCGCCGGGGCGGCCCCCGCGCUCUACCCUGCACUCGGCCUCAACGGGCUCCCGCAGCUCGGCUACCAGGCCGCCGUGCUCAAGGAGGGCCUGCCGCAGGUCUACCCGCCCUAUCUCAACUACCUGAGGCCGGAUUCAGAAGCCAGCCAGAGCCCACAAUACAGCUUCGAGUCAUUACCUCAGAAGAUUUGUUUAAUCUGUGGGGAUGAAGCAUCAGGCUGUCAUUAUGGUGUCCUUACCUGUGGGAGCUGUAAGGUCUUCUUUAAAAGGGCAAUGGAAGGGCAGCACAACUACUUAUGUGCUGGAAGAAAUGACUGCAUCGUUGAUAAAAUCCGCAGAAAAAACUGCCCAGCAUGUCGCCUUAGAAAGUGCUGUCAGGCUGGCAUGGUCCUUGGAGGUCGAAAAUUUAAAAAGUUCAAUAAAGUCAGAGUUGUGAGAGCACUGGAUGCUGUUGCUCUCCCACAGCCAGUGGGCAUUCCAAAUGAAAGCCAAGCCCUAAGCCAGAGAUUCACUUUUUCACCAGGUCAAGACAUACAGUUGAUUCCACCACUGAUCAACCUGUUAAUGAGCAUUGAACCAGAUGUGAUCUAUGCAGGACAUGACAACACAAAACCUGACACCUCCAGUUCUUUGCUGACAAGUCUUAAUCAACUAGGCGAGAGGCAACUUCUUUCAGUAGUCAAGUGGUCUAAAUCAUUGCCAGGUUUUCGAAACUUACAUAUUGAUGACCAGAUAACUCUCAUUCAGUAUUCUUGGAUGAGCUUAAUGGUGUUUGGUCUAGGAUGGAGAUCCUACAAACAUGUCAGUGGGCAGAUGCUGUAUUUUGCACCUGAUCUAAUACUAAAUGAACAGCGGAUGAAAGAAUCAUCAUUCUAUUCAUUAUGCCUUACCAUGUGGCAGAUCCCACAGGAGUUUGUCAAGCUUCAAGUUAGCCAAGAAGAGUUCCUCUGUAUGAAAGUAUUGUUACUUCUUAAUACAAUUCCUUUGGAAGGGCUACGAAGUCAAACCCAGUUUGAGGAGAUGAGAUCAAGCUACAUUAGAGAGCUCAUCAAGGCAAUUGGUUUGAGGCAAAAAGGAGUUGUGUCGAGCUCACAGCGUUUCUAUCAACUUACAAAACUUCUUGAUAACUUGCAUGAUCUUGUCAAACAACUUCAUCUGUACUGCUUGAAUACAUUUAUCCAGUCCCGGGCACUGAGUGUUGAAUUUCCAGAAAUGAUGUCUGAAGUUAUUGCUGCACAAUUACCCAAGAUAUUGGCAGGGAUGGUGAAACCCCUUCUCUUUCAUAAAAAGUGAAUGUCAUCUUUUUCUUUUAAAGAAUUAAAUUUUGUGGUAUGUCUUUUUGUUUUGGUCAGGAUUAUGGGGUCUUCAGUUUUUAUAAUGUUCUUCUGAAAGCCUUACAUUUAUAACAUAUCAUAGUGUGUAAAUUUAAAAGAAAAAUUGUGAGGUUCUAAUUAUUUUCUUUUAUAAAGUAUAAUUAGAAUGUUUAACUGUUUUGUUUACCCAUAUUUUCUUGAAGAAUUUACAAGAUUGAAAAAGUACUAAAAUUGUUAAAGUGAACUAUAUCUCAUCCAUAUUAUUUCAUACCAUGUAGGUGAGGAUUUUUAACUUUUGCAUCUAACAAAUCAUAGACUUAAGAGAAAAAAUCUUACGUGUAAUAACACAAAGCUAUUAUAUGUUAUUUCUAUGUAACUCCCUUUGUCUCAAUUAUAUUUCCAAAAA
Messenger RNA from Gorilla gorilla gorilla (western lowland gorilla), 3971 nucleotides. RefSeq names its product progesterone receptor (gene PGR). The record is from RefSeq and is a predicted model, not a curated record. Gene Ontology annotation, biological process: steroid hormone receptor signaling pathway; regulation of DNA-templated transcription. Gene Ontology annotation, cellular component: nucleus. The transcript is spliced from 8 exons. Gene Ontology annotation, molecular function: zinc ion binding; sequence-specific DNA binding; nuclear steroid receptor activity. The coding region runs from base 744 to 3545 and encodes 933 amino acids. NCBI's taxonomy places the organism in Eukaryota, Metazoa, Chordata, Mammalia, Primates, Hominidae.